AUGUCCCUCUUAAUCCUUGAAACCGUAGAGAAGCACGCUGAUGCUUCUGACCUGGGGGACAAGAAGCCAGCUCCCUCCAGUCGCCAACUGCUCCGAACCAGCGCCACCCUCUACCGCAAAGGGGGUAUCCGUCUUCUCCUGAAUGGCAUCUGUUCUGCCUGUACCUACUGGGCGAUGCACAUCUCGGUGGCAAAACUAUCCACUACUCUGCUUCCCAGUCCGGCCGCGCAUAUCCUUGCAUCACUCCUGCUCGCUGAGACCCAUUUCCUCUGGACCGCGCGCACCAUCCUUCCGCAUGACCAGCUGCGCUUGGUGUCCAAGCCCGGCGACCGCCGACGAUGGAAGGCGCUGGUGCUUCCCACUUUGGUCUAUGCCGCGGCCGAAACCGUGAUGAUGCAUGUGCCGGCUCUGUUCGACAGCAGCAUCACCCCACCGCCGGAUGAGGAAGUCACAAUAGCGGGAUUGCUGUACAUUGUGAGAUCCGACAUUCUGGUAGCGGGGCUCAUGCUCUCUGCCCAGCUGUUUCUCCUCCUUCCCUCUUAUAUGGUGUUGAUCCUGGUCCAGAUCAGUCUUCUGCCGCCCACCUGCGAGACGCUGAUCUUUAGACAGCAGCGGCGGGGCAGAUGGGUGGGAGAGAUCUUUUCGGUAGUCAACCGAGGACCGUUACAAGCACAAGAGGCGGCGCAGAUGGUUCGGAUGGGGCGGUUGCUCAGCUGUCUGGAACUGCAUGGGAAGAUGUGUCUAUGCUUGGUUGGAGUUGCCGCUGUGGUGCAUUCAGUGGUCUACUGGUUCGUCCGAUCGUACGCCCAUCUCAUUAGGCAUCGCUUCGAUUUUGCGCUUGCACACGUUCAUGACCUUAUCCCCGAGACCGUCACCUGGAAUGCCUGGUGCCAAUUUAUCCAGCACUUCCGACAUUGCGAGGACAACCAGGUGGCUAAACGCUACCUCUUCCAACCGCCAAGUGCAAAGACAGUCUGGUUUUAUGGCGUACCUUACUGGUCUAUCCAGAGGGAUGUGCAACGGAUAGCUGCUCCUCUGAUAAUUGGGUUUGCCAGCAUAUCUCUGGUGCUGUCUUCGAUGCAGGUCAUCUUUUUCUGCACCCACUGA
Messenger RNA from Aspergillus nomiae NRRL 13137, 1107 nucleotides. RefSeq lists its product as uncharacterized. The coding region runs from base 1 to 1107 and encodes 368 amino acids. The record is from RefSeq and is a predicted model, not a curated record. The transcript has 2 exons. Lineage: Eukaryota; Fungi; Ascomycota; Eurotiomycetes; Eurotiales; Aspergillaceae.